GUUAAAAAAUCGUUUCUCUUCGGAUAAACAAUGGAUGCAAAUUUUGGAGAACGGUCACACGACACAGACGUUAUUGAAAAACUGAAACAAUUUCAUGAUGCAGCAACGAAAAUCGAAGAUAAAGUUAAACAUGUUACUAAUCCAACAGUAUAUGAAAAACUCUCUAAUACAGAUAAAAUAGAGUAUAAUCUGCUAAUGUCUUAUUGUCUAAAUAGUGUAUUUUGGAUGUAUCUACGUGCAGAAGGAAUUGAUCCAUCAAAACACCGAAUAAAGCAAGAAAAUGAUCGUUUAAAGAAGUCCAUGGCACGUGCAAAGCAAAUUAACGAUAAAAAAACAAUUAUGCCUCAUAUAAACAAAGAUGCAGUACAAAGGUUUGUUAGACACGGACUAUGGGAAUUGAAGAACAAAAAGAAAUGAUAUCAAGAUAGCUGAUAUAUGAUGAUGUGUGUAAACUAAUUUUGUUGUAUAACGUCCUAAAUUUAUGAACAAAAAUAUGUUGAAUAUAAAAAUGUAACCUAAAAUUUACUACACAAUUAAAAUUUUUUUUAAUAAAUCGAUUGUUUAAGAGAAUUGUAUAAAUAAUACCUUUGCAUAAAUAGAUAACUUCUAUUAAAUUCUAUACACUAUAUCCUUCAAACAAAAAAAAAUAACUUCAUGUAUCUGUGAGAUACAUAGGUUUUAUAUUUGUUUACCUUAUAAACCAUAUUACCUUAUAUUGUGACCUUAUUUGUAUUCUUAUAACCUAUAAA
Heterotrigona itama is the source of this 749-nucleotide messenger RNA. The record is from the annotation of a GenBank genome assembly. Lineage: Eukaryota; Metazoa; Arthropoda; Insecta; Hymenoptera; Apidae.